Orbicella faveolata is the source of this 2218-nucleotide messenger RNA. RefSeq lists its product as uncharacterized. The record is from RefSeq and is a predicted model, not a curated record. NCBI's taxonomy places the organism in Eukaryota, Metazoa, Cnidaria, Anthozoa, Scleractinia, Merulinidae. Gene Ontology annotation, molecular function: methyltransferase activity.
UGCUAAUCGUAAAUAGGGGUUAUUCAGGCUAAUCGCAGUGAAAAUCUGCCGUCUGGUUAGCCUGAAUAGCGCUCCGUUUAGCCUAUUAAUGGUUGGCUAUCAAUGAUGGAAAUGGUAGUACGACUCAGUUAAAAAGUCUACAGUCUGCAUCAUUUUCCCUCAGUCUUCAUUUUACUCCCGGCCCGCAGUCUGCAGUCUUCGUUUUACACUGACCGAUUUCCGAACGCUGUUACAAGAAUAGAUACCAAUGCCAUCAAUGCGGAGUCUUGUUGGUGAAACAUUCGUAACAAAAGUUCACAGUACUGAGAAUUUUACAGGGGAUAACGUCGCUUGCAAUUUAGUCGGGGCUGCAUUUAGUCCGCUGGUUAAAAGUGCUCGCGGGCACUGAUACCCAGACCUUCAAGUUUACAUUUAAAAAAAUAGCGGCCAUGUUAUGAACGGAAAGAGGACGAUUUUAAUUCACUGUUUCAAUGACAAACUAGGAUAUUUCGGGAAAGCUAUUGGUAAAAUGAAGUGCGGUGGUGCACAAUGAUCAGCUAACGGAAUUACGGAAAUUACAUGUACUCACUGCCGAGUUUGCAACAAGAAGGCAAACAAGCAUCUAUUUAGGAAGCAACAGGAUGUCUUCGUGUAACGAAAAGUUUUCCCCUCACAGCCACACCCCGUACGGUGAUGAUGGGUCUGGGUUCUACUCAGACAACACAAUCGGAUGUUACAACGUGAUAUUAGAAUCUGCUCCUCUUAUGUUGGAGAGUGUCAAGUCAGCUCUUGUGAGGCCUGGGUCCGUGUUCACCAUUGUAGACUACGGCUGCGCAGACGGUGGCACUUCAAUGCCACUGCUGUACGCAUGCGUCAAAGAGCUGCGAAAGAUUUAUGGAGAUGAUCUUCCUAUUCACGUUAUUUACGAAGAUCAGCCCGUUAACGAUUUCAAGUCCUUGUUUCUUCGAUUGCAGGGUCUUAUACCAGGUCCAAAGAGCUAUUUUCUAGACUUCCCCAACGUGUUCGUCACGACGUGCGGUACAAGCUUCUAUAGUCAGUGUCUCCCUCCUCAAUCUGUAAAUUUGGGCUUUUCCGCCACUGCCAUGCACUGGUUACGUGACAAGCCGUGUAGCGUGACUGGAGCGUUACAUCACACAAUGAUUACAAUACCAGAAGAGGCAGAGAAGUUCCAAAACCAGGCCGCAAAGGACUGGGAGACGAUACUGUUGGCAAGAGCGAAGGAAAUGGCCCCGGGUAAGCAGUUAUUUGUUUCCUCAAGCAUGACCAGUUAUAAAGAGCACAAUCCCUGCAUAGAAACACGGAAAAUAAUUUUGUUUCCAAAUUUAAUCAAAGUGAUAUUAACUUUUCUUUGUUUACAGGACGAAUUUAACAAGACGACAUUUUUCAAUUAUUACCGCACUGUCACUGAGUUUAAGAAGCCAUUUGAGUCGGCGGACUCGCCCGUUCGAAAGGCUGGCCUUUCACUUGUCUCCAUAGAAACCAAAGUGGUACCCUGUCCUUACAGGGAAAAAUGGCUGAAGAAUGGUGGCGAUCCUGAAGUACAUGCCCGUUGGUUUAUACCAACGACGAGGACUUGGAGCAAUGCAACAUUUCUUUCUGGUCUUUCCGAGCAUCGCUCUCCUGAUGAGAAGGCAGACAUUGUCGACGAAUUCUUCAAACGUUAUGAAAACCAGGUGGUUAAGCACCCGGAGGAUCAUGGGAUGGAUUAUGUCCAUGCCUUCUUGGUUAUUGCAAAGAGUUAACUAGUCACAUGAAGCUUUAUUUAUCCGUUUACAGGUUCUUAUGCAUAUUAACAGAAGAUUUAUCGUCGAAGCUACGGUAGUAAUAGGUUAACCGAUGCACUUGCCUCCGUCAUCUUGUUUUUCAUUUUUGUUGUUUGUAGUCAUCAUAAACACCCUAGUCACCUAGGAAGAGAAUUAAAUAUGGACAUUGCCUCAGUCAUUUUUUUUUUUUAAUGGAAAUUGCCUCGGUCAUAAUUUUUGUCUGGCUACGGCCCUGAAAUUUCAUUGUUUUAAGAUUAGAUUACCUUCGUCCCUGUUUAACAGUGAAAAACAAAAGAAACAAACAAACUUAAUAUCGAUGUCGUGUAAGUUUAAAAAAUGAAGAAGACAAAGCAAAUUAUGGAAUCCAGGAAAUAAAAAUAAAAUAAAAUAAAUCACUUUUCAUGUUUAGCAAUAUUGUACUAAUUAGAGACACUGAAAAAAAGUUUGUAAAUUGA